AGCGCUGCGUAAAUUGAUGCCUCUCACGUCGACACCGCCUCAGGAACUUUUUUGCUCCACAUCCAAAAGCGGAAGCGGAACCGGAACCAGAAGCAGAAGCCGAAGCCGAAUCGCCCAGGCUUUUCCUCCUCGUUGAAGAAGCAGUUUUCGUCGCGCUUUUGCCGACUCGUAUUAUUAUUAAUUAAAUAAUAAUAAUAAUAAUAAUAAUAAUAAUUUUUUUUUUUUUGAAAAGAAAAAGGAAAAACAAACUUCUCCCUCUCGACCUCCCAAAUCCUCCUCUCAUGGCGAACUCGAACGCUCCAGAAACCCUCGACCCUCCCACCGAGCCCUCGCCCCUCCUCCUCCGCCGACGCCGCCUCCCCCUCUCCCCCUCCUCCGCCGCCACCGACUCGGCGGACGACUCCAGCGCGGAGACGAUCUCCGAUGCCGCCGCCGCCGCCGCCGCCGCCGGGAACGGGGACGAUCGCGGUGGGGCGGGCGCGGGGAGGGAGGGGGCGGGGACGGUCGUGAACGGUGGCGUAGGAGAGGCCCCGGUAGGGGGCGGCGGGGCCCAGGGGGUGUUCCUCUACAGGGCCUCGGCGCCGGCGCACCGGAGGGUGAAGGAGAGCCCGCUGAGUUCGGAUGCGAUCUUCAAACAGAGCCAUGCAGGUCUCUUCAACCUCUGUAUAGUAGUGCUGAUUGCAGUUAACAGCAGGCUUAUUAUUGAGAACUUGAUGAAGUAUGGCCUAUUAAUAAGAGCUGGCUUUUGGUUUAGUGCAAGAUCAUUAAGAGAUUGGCCCCUUCUUAUGUGUUGCCUCACUCUACCAGCUUUUCCUCUUGGCGCAUUUAUGGUUGAAAAGUUGGCUUACAGGAAAUAUAUUCCUGAAAAACUUGUUAUCUUUCUUCAUGUCAUUAUUACAACGGCUACAAUUGUCUAUCCAGUUUUGGUGAUUAUUAAGUGUGAUUCUGCAGUUUUAUCUGGCUUUGUAUUAAUGAUUCUUGACUGCAUUCUUUGGUUAAAGCUCGUGUCUUAUGCCCAUACAAAUUAUGAUAUAAGGGCAUUAUCUAAAACUGUUGAUAAGGAUGAUUUACGGUCCAGUUAUCUUGACCCGGAUAAUAUGAAAGGUGUAAGUUUUAAAAGCCUAGUAUACUUCAUGGUGGCUCCCACACUCUGUUACCAGCAAAGCUAUCCUCGGACUGCAUGCAUUAGGAAAGGCUGGGUGAUCCGUCAACUUAUUAAAUGCUUGAUAUUCACUGGCUUGAUGGGCUUCAUCAUUGAGCAAUAUAUUAACCCAAUUGUCAAGAAUUCGCAACACCCGUUGAAAGGGAACCUGUUGAAUGCUUUAGAGAGAGUCUUGAAACUAUCAGUACCAACUUUAUAUGUGUGGCUUUGCAUGUUCUAUUGCUUUUUCCAUCUGUGGUUAAAUAUACUUGCUGAGCUUCUUCGAUUUGGUGAUCGUGAGUUUUACAAAGAUUGGUGGAAUGCAAAGACCGUAGAAGAGUAUUGGAGAAUGUGGAACAUGCCUGUUCACAAAUGGAUGGUCCGACAUAUUUAUUUUCCAUGCAUAAGGAAUGGUUUACCAAAGGGAGUUGCAGUUUUUAUUUCCUUUCUUACUUCUGCUAUAUUUCACGAGCUAUUGGUUGCUGUUCCUUGCCACAGUUUCAAAUUCUGGGCGUUCCUAGGGAUCAUGCUUCAGAUUCCCCUAGUCAUCUUGACAAAGUACCUCCAGAAUAAGUUCAGGAAUACAAUGGUCGGCAACAUGAUCUUUUGGUUCUUUUUCUGUAUUUUCGGACAGCCCAUGUGUAUUCUUCUAUACUACCAUGAUGUGAUGAACAGGAAAGUACGGACAGAGUAACUGAUCAGUAGCACUUAUUUCGACAUACUGAUGCUUACUAUGGUAGGAAAAAAAGUAAUACAAUCAUACUAAGAGCUACACACCACUCUGCGUCUCCUGGUGUGGUUUCUUUGAAAGUAUCCGGUAUAUCUAGCACUUUGAGACAUGAAAGAUAUGAAAGCACAUGAAGCUCAUCUCGAAGCAGCAGUUUAGAUACUGAAAAGGAGAUAUAGUUUAGAUGCUGAAAAGGAGAUAUCGGGGAGCCUUUUUGGUGUAGUUUGUGAGGUUGUGGGUUUGUGCAGCUAAUUAACUUAUGUACAAUCGAUCAUCUACAUCAUUACUGAAGGCCCAUUCAUGUACCUGCUUUUAUUUAGUGUUCCAUACUAGGAAGAUAACUGUGGGCUUUGCUUUUUCAAAUAAAAUGACUCGAAUCUAUUGCAUCUUA
This is a messenger RNA of Ananas comosus (pineapple), 2259 nucleotides long. RefSeq names its product diacylglycerol O-acyltransferase 1. Lineage: Eukaryota; Viridiplantae; Streptophyta; Magnoliopsida; Poales; Bromeliaceae. The transcript is spliced from 16 exons. Gene Ontology annotation, molecular function: diacylglycerol O-acyltransferase activity. Gene Ontology annotation, cellular component: chloroplast envelope; endoplasmic reticulum membrane. The record is from RefSeq and is a predicted model, not a curated record. Bases 282 to 1835 code for a protein of 517 amino acids. Gene Ontology annotation, biological process: triglyceride biosynthetic process.